UUCACAUUUAUAGAAAUGCGCAUGGUCAGUUGUGUGUACAACUUCGCUUGUGGCGAUACACGUGCUUCGGACGACUUCCAUCCAGAGGCCUGGGCGUUGAAUUCUUGACCAAUGCAGGCUGAGAGAACACAGGGAUGAAACAGAGAAAAACGGGAUUUAGGAGUCAGAUCGUCGAACAGGAUGGAGCGUCCCAAACAUGAGAGGACUUGACUAACGGUUUUACGAUCGAAGGGGUCGGCGGGAUGAAGUAAAGAUUUCAUCAUGACCACGCUUGAAUAAAUAAUUAUUUACUGUGAGUUGUUAUAACAAGAAAGAUGGCGAUUGGCAAGGACCUCGAAGUCUACAAGAAAGAUCCUAGUGUCUCUAGGAAAGCAGUCGUGAAUGGUAUCGCCGGAGGAGCAGCUGGGAUGUUUGCGGUGACAGCAGUCCAUCCACUGGACACCUUAAAAACCAAGAUGCAGACAUUCCCGGACUCCUACAGGCACAGCAUUCAGUGUUUCCGCGACACUUUCCACUCUCACGGAGUCAGAGGACUAUACCACGGACUUACACCCAUGAUGCUAGGAAACAUGGCUAAAAACAUGGUGGUGUUCAUGUUUUACGGGAUUUGUGAAGAUGCAGUCAAGUUUGGAUAUGGUCUUGACCACACUAGCCAAAUGACCCCUGGUCAGAAGGCUUUGGCUGGUGGCCUGGGGGGUUUUGCCACAGGCAGUGUUCUGUGCCCCAUGGAGCUGCUGAAAUGUAGACUACAGACUCAGCAUCAGCUUGCACUGGAUUGCACAGUGGGAGAGAAUUUUCAGUUGGCAAGAGGCCCAGUCCAUCUUGCCCAGCAGGUGCUACAGUUGGAGGGGCUGCGUGGACUCUUUGUGGGACUAAACUCCACCUUACUGAAGUACGUCCCUGGUCAGGCUAUCUAUUUUGGAGUUUAUGAGUCCAUGAGGUCUUUCCUGGCAAAGGGGGAUAACAGGCAGCAGCUCAGUCCAGUUUCUACCAUGGUGUCGGGCGCUCUCGCAGGCAUGGCAUUCUACACUGUCAUGAUUCCUGUCGAUGCCGUCAAGUCCAGAAUCCAGGUCAAUGCCACCACCAUUGAGCCAAUGAAAUUUGUGGACACAAUCAUGAAGAUUUAUAAAAAUGAGGGUGUCAGGCCACUCUACAGGGGCCUUGGACCAGCAUUAUUGCGAACUGCUCCUGGCAAUGCCUGCCAUUUCCUCAUGUACGAGUGGGUGAGACAGAAACUGUUCUCCUUGACUGGAGGCUAGAAAAUGUAACAACAGACGAAGGAGCUGACAACGUAGCUUUGGUUUUGGAUCGAGAGUUUGGAUGACAGUGUCCUGUUCGUCAUUUGAUCCAUUUUCAACAUUUAAGUGGAAAAAAACUUAACCCAUUCUUGUUAUCAAUUUAUUUGUCUACAGAAAACUAGAUUUAAGCUAAUAGAGAUAUGCCCUAUGUGAUCUGAAUGCCAUACGAACUACCAGCCCAUGUUUGAAGGUUGCAAACUGCCCAAUUUAUGGCUCUUGACAAUCGUGAGUGAAUGUGAUCUCCAGAAGCUGUGUACCAAAUAGGCAGUAGCAAAGCUUGAGCAUGUUUGGAUGUUACUUUGCCUUAUACAUGCUUUUACAUAGCCUUGGAUUCAGAAAAGGAGAAGACAUGAUGGGUGCACAUGUAAUAGGGACUUCAGCAUAGAUAGGAGUAUAUAUGUAUGCCAUACAAGCAGCUAUACCAAUAUUAAAUUGACAUCGCUGUUUACAAUUUUUAUGAAGAAAUGGCAGAAAAUUGAAGAAAUAGAGAUGAUGAAUUGCGUGAAAAUCUGCAUACAUGUUACAUGCAGGUUGCAUGUGAUGCAGGGAUUAUGGCAGAUGUACGUAUAUUAAAUAGCAACAGGUGGAACAGGCCUUUCAGAACAAAAAGUAAUACAUUAAUUUAGUGGAUAGCUCCAAUAGUGCUUUCUAUAGUGUUGCUUUAGAUACCCUGCUUAAAUCUGUCAAACUGAAAAAUAAUCAAAAUUUGCUAGUAGUACCAGCAGGUGUGGCAUUGCCAACAUAAUGCCAUGUUUUGUACAUCUCUUGCUCAUUAUGUAACUUACAUUACAGCUAUGUAUGAAAAUUUAGAGCAAUGGUCGUCAGAAAGUGUGCAAUACAUGCACACACUGUUCAACAUUACUUUUGAUUGAAGCAGCAGACUGAAGAAGCAUAAAUGUUUAAGUGAUGAGCAGUGUCAUUCAAGGCUACUGCCAUUUUUAGCACUCUUGGGUCAAGACAAGGUCUUUCAGCUGUGAUAAAUCAUUUAUGAUUUAAGUGUAAAUUUGCACACAUUUUUAUAAUAAUGCUCUGAUGUAACCAUUUGCUAUGUCAAGUCAAAUCUGACCUUUGACCUUAUACAUUUGACCCUUGACUUUUUCUUACGCCUGAUCUUUUUAAGUUGACCUUUGUCACUUUGGUAAUUUUUCCGUAGGAUUUUGAUGGCUAGUCCAGUAUAAUUGUUUUCCUUGUAUUUAUCCCUUGAUGUCAUUACUGUAACAAUUAUUUCAUUCCUUGGUGUGAGUUUUACCAGGAAUAUCCACUAUUACCUCUCUAUUUCAAAAGAUACAUGUAUGUAUUUCUGUUGUGAUCUCAGUGUCUAGAAAUGUGGAAAGAUAUUAGACAAAAAAAGCUCUCGUCUCCAAAGUUUAAGAGCACGUUAAUUAUAUGGAACUUAAAUGUAAUAGAAUUUGGGUUAAGGCAGGUAUCUUUGGACAGGUGUGAUGAUAUAAGUAAGUGUUGGUACUAUGUAUCUGGGUGUUGAAAGAUUUGCCCCUUACGUACCUCUAUUUCAUCUUAUAUACCACCUGUAUAUUAAGCAGAGAAUCAACUAAAGGAGUGUACAUAUUAUAUAAAUUCAUUCAGUUGUUGAAUUUUAAGUAUUGUCUUGGUGGUGUGCACUUAAUCAAAAAUGAGGGUUAUGUAUUGUAUGCGGAAUGUGUUUUGUAGACAUUUUUAUCUUGAAUUUUUUUCAUAUACUUGUAUACAUUACAAUCCUACAUUGUAUUAAGCACUACUUUCUUUGUUGCAUUUGACCGCUUGCUAUUCAAGUAAGAUGUGAAGCCAUUCUCAGUUAUAUUCAUUUGAUAUCUGCGGAGAUGGCCCCUGCACAAAGCCAGUGCAUAUUAGAAUUGUGACAUUGAAGGAGAGAAGACAUUAUAACUCAAAGUGAGGGAUGUGUGCUGAACUGUAGAUUUCAAAUCAGUUCAAUACCAGGUUAAUAAAAAUGCCUGUGUUUUAUUGCCAUAGUAGUAAUCAUAAAGUUAGGUAUAGUGUAUAUAGAAAGUAAUGAUAAUGGUCUCUACCAGGAAUAGAGCUUUAUCAGCUUGGCACAACUUACGAGAUGGUUGUAAUAGUGAUAUCGGCGAUUUGCAGGGAUCGUUGCUUACUUUAUUGAUUAUUGAUAUUAGCUAGGGUUAUUUUGUAUUUAUUUCAAUUGGUGGGUUAUGAUGUGUUAUUAGAUUGGUGUCUGGGAGUUUAUUUCAUUCUCAGUAUUUUAUUUUUCUGGUGAUCAGGGUGUUUAAGGCAGUUGUAUACCUGUGUGUAAAUAAGCAAGGCAUUCAGAGGGUGUGUUUUACUUCUGUCUCCAUUGUAAGCUAACCAUCCAAGUGCAAGUUCGAAUUUAUAACAUUUCUUUCACCUGAUAGGGUCCAAUGAGCUUUUUUUUUUUCAGGCUAGACUGAGCAUUUUGUCCAGGGGGUUGGAGGUGUUAUGGUUAUUUAUUCAUGUAGAACCUAUACAGCUGUUAUGUUUUGUUCUGCACAAAGUACAAUAUAGGUCAUGUGUACGCUAUUUUCAGACAGUCAACACGUAGUCUUAUAUGUGCUAUUGGUAAACGUGCGCCAAAAACAAGUUGCGUAAACAAUAUAUAUCAGGACAGCAGCAUGAUUUCAAUGCAUAAACAACCUCUAGUUUAUCAGUUCCUUCUUAAGGGAUUUUACAAAUCUGUGUAAUCAGAAAGAAGACUCCGCCCCUGUAAAAUUUACAACGUCAUUGCAGGCCUGUUAAUGCAAGUUUUUCCCCCGUGUAUAAUAUGGCUAGAAAUGUGAAGCUUCUCAAACAAUGAGGAAGCACAAACAGGCAUGGCUAAGUUGCAUAAAGCUGUGUGUGUGUGUGUGUGUGUGUGUGUGUGUGU
Molecule: messenger RNA, 4152 nt
Organism: Lingula anatina
Lineage: Eukaryota; Metazoa; Brachiopoda; Lingulata; Lingulida; Lingulidae
Product: mitochondrial ornithine transporter 1
Biological process (GO): mitochondrial L-ornithine transmembrane transport
Cellular component (GO): mitochondrion
Molecular function (GO): L-ornithine transmembrane transporter activity
Source: RefSeq, a predicted model, not a curated record